AUGCAGCAACCAGAAGGAUUUGUAGAAGAAGAUAGUAAGCAGUUAGUGUGCAAAUUGAAGAAAUCAAUCUAUGGUUUGAAACAUGCCUCAAGGCAGUGGUAUUUGAAGUUUCAUAAGAUAAUUACAUCAUUUGGCUUUGUUGAGAAUAGGUUGGAUGAGUGCAUAUACUUGAAGAAUAGUGGGAGUAGAUUUAUCUUUCUUGUUCUCUAUGUAGAUGAUAUUCUCCUUGCUAGCAGUGAUGAGAGCCUCUUAUAUGAAACAAAGAAUUUUCUAUCCAUGAAUUUCGAAAUGAAGGAUCAUAGAGAAGCUUCCUAUGUCCUAGGUUUUGAGAUUCAUAGAGAUAGAGCACGAGGGCUGUUAGGUUUAUCGCAGAAAGCUUACAUAGAAAAGGUGUUGAAAAGGUUCAAUAUGCAGCAAAUUAAUGGAGCAAAAGUGCCAAUUUCAAAAGGAGAUAAGCUGAGUCAAGAAGAUUGUCCAAAGAAUGAUUUUGAGAAGGAAGAAAUGAGAGACAAGCCAUAUGCUUCAAUUGUAGGAAGUAUCAUGUAUGCACAAGUGUGUACACGACCAGAUUUAGCUUUUUCAAUCAAUGUUUUGGGAAGAUACCAAGCUAAUCCAUGUUUAAUUCAUUGGAAGGCUACCAAGAAGGUUCUCAGAUACAUGCAAAGGACUAAAGACCACAUGUUGUUUUUUAGGAGGACAGAUGAAUUAGAAUUAGUUGGCUAUUGUGAUGCAGAUUUUGCAGGAUGUGUAGACACAGCUAGACCAACUUCUAGUUUUGUUUUUAUGAUGGGAGGUGGAGCUGUUGCUUGGAAGAGUGUGAAGUAG
This is a messenger RNA of Prunus armeniaca (apricot), 825 nucleotides long. The record is from the annotation of a GenBank genome assembly. Lineage: Eukaryota; Viridiplantae; Streptophyta; Magnoliopsida; Rosales; Rosaceae.